AUGGGGUCUACACAAUUUGGAAAAUUCCAAGACUUCUGUCGCGACUCGACGCUACCCAUAUGCAACAUUCUCACACAUAACAAUCAACCUCCGGGGAUCAGUUAUGGCGGCUGUGUCCUUCGCGGGAUCUCUCUGAGUAAUAACAGAUACCUUGCCAAUCUAGGCUCAAUACUGCUCUGCGGGAUUGCGAUACUGGUCACACUAUUCUUGUUAUGGCGAGCAGAACGAAAAGCAGCGGCUGUUGGUCGUCGGGAGAUGCAGCUCUUCUUGCUCGGUUUCUUGGUCAUCGAGAUAUGCGAGAUCUUCACCGUUGGUGGCUUUCCACUUGACAACGACGUGCGGAAGGGAUUCACGGCUGUUCACCUGGCAGCCAUCACAGCAACAACAUGGCUGUUGCUGAUGAACGCCCUGAUUGGAUACCAGUUCAUUGACGAUGGCACACCUUUGUCACUAGGACUAAUCGGAGGAAGCGCCCUGGCCCUGUUCAUUGGAACGGGUUAUAUUGCGCUCGAUACGGCCUUUUCAUGGACUGGAUACUGGAAUUCCUCACUGCAGCCGCCACAUCGCAACAUUGCGCUCUACGUGCUCUACCAGCUGGUGCCUUUGGUUUUUAUGUUCUUCUUCUUUGUUCUGGAAUCAAUCCUCGUUCUCAGAGUCCUUGGAGAGACAAAACCAAUGGUUUAUCUGGUCACGGCUGCCCUCCUUUUCGCUAUAGGGCAGGUCUUCGAAUAUGUGAUAUCUGUCCACAUAUGCAAUCCCACUCACGGCAAAAUCAACGGCGCUCUCUUCGAAACCCUGUUUACAUUACUCAGUGUUGUUGCAGUCUUCGUGUUCUGGGCCUCCAUUACGGAAGACGAUUGGCCUAUUCAGUAA
Molecule: messenger RNA, 873 nt
Organism: Capronia coronata CBS 617.96
Lineage: Eukaryota; Fungi; Ascomycota; Eurotiomycetes; Chaetothyriales; Herpotrichiellaceae
Exons: 3
Coding region: 1-873 (290 amino acids)
Biological process (GO): protein folding
Cellular component (GO): endoplasmic reticulum membrane
Source: RefSeq, a predicted model, not a curated record